CUGGCCUCGCCCAUCCGUCCCAGAUCCAUCCAGUUGUGAUACAUGUAACGCUGCAACGUGCCCGAUUUAUUCUCCCUGGUCUUCCCUGCCCUAUUUAUUGUCCCUGGCUUUCCUUGCUCGUCUUCCUUUUCCUCUCCUCUCCUAUCUUUCACCCCGCACCCAGUUAGUCGCCUAGACCGCCAUGGACUCCCGGACACUGGCUUUUCUUCCCAAUCACCUCAUGUACUCUGCUCUGGUGACAUCGCUCACUUCGCUCUCUAUCGGAUACGUUAUUGGAUCGCCCAAUAUCCUAGAGGCUGCCAUCAGAGGCGAAGAUGGCAGCUGCGGCGCUUUUCCCUUUACCAUCCAAGGCGGGUUUCCUAACUGCUUAAAAUUUUCUGACCUCAUUUGGGGGUUCGCAGUGGGCUCUUUCUGUCUCGGUGCUUGCGUAGGAGGCCUGGUCGCAGGCGGGAUCCAGAACAAAGUCGGCCGCAUCAGGACUAUGCUAAUCAGCAACUUUAUCUUUAUCCUUGGCUCCCUCAUCCUCAGCCUGACCUAUCAUCAAGCCCAAUUUGUACUAGGCCGCAUCGUCCUUGGACUCGCUUGUGGGCUCGGCGGCGUGGUCGCCCCAACAUUCCUGGGCGAGAUUACGACUGUUCAGGCCAGAGGCACCCUAGGAACGUUUCAUCAACUCUUUAUCGUCGUCGGACUCGUCACUUCUAACAUAGCGAGUCUUGCCUGGAGUCACCCGCCUGGAUGGCGCGUGGUCUUUGCAGUGAAUGUCGUCCCGCCCUUGCUCCAAUGCCUGCUUCUACCCACUAUGGUCGAAAGUCCCCGAUACCUUGUUUCGCAGCGGCGCUUAAAGGAGGCUUAUAGCUCACUGCAGAAGCUCAGGGGACCCGAGAAUGAGAUUGAUGUACACAAAGAACUGGAUGAGAUGGUGCUCCUACUUCUUGGAGAGCAACACUUCGAGAUCCUAAAUCAUGGUGCACAUCAGUUGGCUGUGCCUGAACAAUUGCAGACCAUCACGCCUAUUCAGCAGGGUGGCUCCUUAACGACGAUGAAGAGCGAUUCCACAGAUGCGCAUCCUAGCAACAUCCUCAAAUACGGCGGCAAAGGCGGCACAGACAAUCAGGAGCCCUAUGGGAUCUUGGAGCUCUUUCGAUCAGAGUGCCGUGGACUGGCAACGAUUGGAGUUCUAGUUCAUUUUCUUCAGCAGGCCUCAGGGAUCAAUGGUCUUGUCUAUUACUCGACCUCCUUUCUAUCUGACGUCUUUGGAUCUGACAACUCGCGUUACAUCACCUUCGGUGUCUCCUGCUGCAGCUUGAUUUCCACCAUACUUUCCGUCUAUCUAAUCAAUCGCUUUAAUCGCAGGACCCUACUGAUGGCCUCUUUUGCUGGGAUUAGCUUAUCGGCCGCUCUCUUGAUCACCGGCGCGUACUGCAAUGUUGGCCACUUGGUUGCUGUGGCCGUGUUUCUGUACAUUGUCUCCUUUGCUUUUGCUUUAGGCCCAAUCCCUUGGCUUCUACUCUCGGAAAUGCUGCCCACCUAUGCAGUAUCACCAGCCUCGAGCGUAGCUACUGGUGUAAACUGGGGCACCAAUUUUAUUAUAGGACUAGUAUUCCCAUCCAUGACCAAGACUCUAGGCAGUGGGACCUUCAUCCUCUUUGGUGCGUUCAAUAUCUUUGGGAUCAUUUAUAUCUGGCACUGGGUGCCCGAGACCAGGGGUCGAUCCAUCGAACAGGUUAUGGGCGAGAAAGGCGUCCCUCUACGAUCUGCCUAGCAAUUACACGGUUGUAAAAUAGCGAACUGGUCCUUAUUUCUACACCAGCUCAUGCUGAUAAAAUAAUUAAACGUAUGCCG
Gamsiella multidivaricata is the source of this 1842-nucleotide messenger RNA. RefSeq names its product major facilitator superfamily domain-containing protein. Bases 182 to 1762 code for a protein of 526 amino acids. Lineage: Eukaryota; Fungi; Mortierellomycota; Mortierellomycetes; Mortierellales; Mortierellaceae. Gene Ontology annotation, molecular function: hexose transmembrane transporter activity. Gene Ontology annotation, biological process: monosaccharide transmembrane transport. The transcript is spliced from 2 exons. Gene Ontology annotation, cellular component: membrane. The record is from RefSeq and is a predicted model, not a curated record.